AUGAGGCUCUCAUCAGCCAGGACAGCACUCAUCUUCCUUCUAAUUCAAGGAGCAUCAAGAGCCUGCACAGUGAAGAAACUGGGCAGCAGCACAGGAAGAUUUGCCAACGCCACGUUAGUGCGCCUAUCUGAGUUUUUGAGUGCGGGAUAUAAGAAGGGAGUGAGACCAGUGAAAGACUGGAGGACGUCCACCAUAGUGGCCAUAGACCUCAUGGUUUACUCCAUCCUCAAUGUGGAUGAGAAGAACCAGGUUUUGACAACAUAUGUGUGGUACAGACAGUCAUGGACGGAUGAAUUCCUGGUGUGGAACCCAGAAGACUUUGAUGAAGUCAAACAAGUUUCUUUACCUACCAAUAACGUGUGGGUGCCUGACAUCCUCAUCAAUGAGUUUGUAGAUGUGGGGAAGUCUCCAGACAUACCUUAUGUCUAUGUGACACAUGAUGGACUGGUGCGCAACUACAAACCUAUCCAGGUGGUCACAGCCUGCACUCUCAACAUCUACAACUUCCCAUUUGAUGUCCAGAAAUGCAGUCUUACCUUCCAGAGCUGGCUACAUACCAUUGAUGACAUCAACAUCACCCUGAUGCGAAGCCCUGAGGAGCUAAGGGAGGACAAGAGUGUCUUCAUGAACCAAGGAGAGUGGGAGCUGCUUCAUAUACUGUCCAACUACAAGAUCUUCAGUGUGGACAAUGAUGACUAUUAUGCUGAGAUGAAGUUCCAUGUGGUGAUCCGACGGCGGCCGUUGUUCUACACUGUGAACCUGCUGCUGCCCAGUAUCUUCUUGAUGGUGAUGGACAUUGUGGGUUUCUAUCUGCCACCAGACAGUGGAGAGAGGGUUUCCUUCAAGAUCACGUUGCUGCUGGGCUACUCUGUCUUCCUCAUCAUUGUAUCUGACACUCUGCCUGCCACCGCCAUAGGAACCCCGCUGAUAGGUGUGUACUUUGUGGUUUGCAUGGCCCUGCUGGUGAUCAGCCUGACGGAAACCGUGCUGAUUGUGCGUCUGGUCCACAAGCAGGAUCUGCAGCCCCCUGUGCCCCACUGGGUGAAGUACUUGGUGUUGGAAAGAGCUCCAGUCCUCUUCUGCAUCCACAAGAAGCACCGCCUCUGCUCCACACUGUCCUCCCAGGGCGCCGACCUGGAGCACUACAAAGACAACAGCUAUGGGACCGGCCGAAGGCUCAGCCACCAUGACAGAGAAGGCGGGCUGCUCGGACUGGGCCUGCCCCCCUCCAGGGACCACACCCCGCCUGUCAUGGACAACAUCCUGCAGGAAGUGACGGCGAUACGCCACUUCCUGGAGAAGAGGGACAGGUGCCGGGAAGUUGCCAAGGAGUGGCUGCAGGUCGGCUACGUGCUGGACGUGCUGCUCUUCAGAGUUUACCUGGUGGCUGUGGUGGCCUACAGCAUCACACUGGGCACGCUGUGGUCAGUGUGGCAGGUCGCCUGA
This is a messenger RNA of Perca flavescens (yellow perch), 1446 nucleotides long. RefSeq names its product 5-hydroxytryptamine (serotonin) receptor 3A (gene htr3a). The transcript is spliced from 9 exons. The coding region runs from base 1 to 1446 and encodes 481 amino acids. Gene Ontology annotation, biological process: monoatomic ion transmembrane transport. Gene Ontology annotation, cellular component: postsynaptic membrane. Lineage: Eukaryota; Metazoa; Chordata; Actinopteri; Perciformes; Percidae. Gene Ontology annotation, molecular function: transmembrane signaling receptor activity; extracellular ligand-gated monoatomic ion channel activity. The record is from RefSeq and is a predicted model, not a curated record.